Messenger RNA from Monodelphis domestica (gray short-tailed opossum), 4307 nucleotides. RefSeq names its product synapse differentiation inducing 1 (gene SYNDIG1). Gene Ontology annotation, cellular component: intracellular membrane-bounded organelle; postsynaptic density membrane; excitatory synapse. The record is from RefSeq and is a predicted model, not a curated record. NCBI's taxonomy places the organism in Eukaryota, Metazoa, Chordata, Mammalia, Didelphimorphia, Didelphidae. Gene Ontology annotation, biological process: positive regulation of synapse assembly; synaptic vesicle clustering.
UUUGUUUUGUUUUUGUUAUUUUUUAUGAGGAUGUUUAAACUUGCCAAUUGGAUUGAAUUAAGCAAAUAUUUAUGGACCUUUAAAGCAUGAGAUAUUUGUGCUUAGUGGGAAAAAAAGCUAUUUUUUUCAGUCAGGAAAAAAUGAGUUCAUGUUCCACCUUUGCCAAAUAUAAAUUAUGUGGCUCUGAAAGUGUGAUUUAACCUUUAAGAGUCCCAGGUAACUGACUUUGAGUUACAGAAGUGUCCACCAGCUGGUGAAGAAAAAAAAAAAUCCUUACUUGGUACUUCCCUAGACCAAUGAAAUCAUAGAUCUCUCCAAGUUUGUCUAACUAAAACACACACACACACACACACACACACACACACAUAUAUGCUAGCCUUGAAUGCAGAGAACCUGGGUUCAAUCCUGUCCAGGUCACUUUACCUUUCACUACCUUAAUUUCUUUAUUUGUAAAAUGUGAGUAAUAGUUUUGACUGUCUCACAGGGUUGUAGGGAAAGUACUCUGAAAACUUUAAAAUGCUAUGGGUUAUUAUUGUUAUUAUUAUGUUCAAGGCAUAGAUGUUGAGGGACAUAAUAAUAAAAAAAACAGGGUCCUUUCCUUACAGAACUCAAAAUUUAACAGGAGAAAUAAGCCACAAACAGAAAAAAAAAUGAUGGAGUUUGGGUUGGCUGAAAGAGCUCCUUGUAGGAAACCGAAGUCUCUGCUUCUAUUCUCAGCUUUCUUUUGGAAAGCUAGUUUGUAGUCCAUCAAAGAAAAGGUAAAGGUAGCUGGUUAACUACUGAAGCAAAAGACAGGCUGAGCUUGCUGACCAUAAUUUUGAAAGCAAAAUUCCAUCUCUCUCCCCAACAGUUCCUUUUCUUAACUAUGAAUUCCGUAAUCUUUUUCCUUAACCUUAGAGGUUCAGUAAGUGUUGAAGGGCUAACCGGCUGUACCAGUGCUCUUUACCAAGACUUUCACUUGGAACAAAAAGAAAAGCAAAAACCAAAACCUAAACAUUAAAGAGGAAAAACAGCCGUAAAGGAAGUGAAAUAUCUUCAUGUGCCAUACCUAGUUUGUCAGUGAUGCUGAAGAAGGGGAUAUUUCAGGGGUAGGAAGGUUGGACUAUAUGACUUCUAAGACCCUUUCCAGAUUCUGUGAACCCACUGUUACGAAUAAACACAGUUUACGAUGAGCACCAAUUAGGGAAAAUUGCUCUUUUCCAUCUUUUUAGUAUUAGACUUAGGUGUGGAGUUCAAGUUCCAUUCUGGUUUUGUAGAUUAAUUUGGCCAACUGUCAGAAACAGAUAUUGAGGGAACAGAUGGGUCCUUGGCUGGGACCUCAGUAGCAAGUGCAUGAGGACAGUGUGUCUUUAGGACCAGGGGGAGCCGCCUUUUCCCAGUGCAGGGCGGUAAAUUCCUGUCAUCCUAGUCUGAGAUCUGUUUUUUCUCUUGCUUCUACCGCCCUCGUAUUUCCAGCCACCCGUUUUGCAUUUCUGCCUUGGAGCUCCAGCCCCAGGCUAGCGGCUAGCGGAUGUCAGGAGCGCCACAGGGUGGGGAGGCAGCAGCAGCGGUAAUAGCCCGACUGACCUCCCAGCUGGCCCCCUCUGGCCGCCGCAGAGGCAAAGUUGGCGGCCGUUGCUGUGCAUGGGGUUGGGGCUGCUUUUGCUUCCUUCUCUUUUUUAUUCUUCCACCUCCUGGAGAGUCGGGAAGCUGUCCUCUCAGGCACCUACUUUGCAAUGCUGUCGGAGCAAAAAGACGCACACAGCGGCCAUCCCUUGCUCUUUCCACCCGCUGGGCUGCAAGCGCCUUAAUUUCGUACCCACCCUCCUUUUCCCUGUAAGCUUGGAGAGGGAGGGUUUUCUUCGCUCCACCUCUCUAGGAGCCCCACACUAGCUUCUUCCCCGCCUCUCCCUUCUCUUCUCUCCGGGCUCCCAAGAGCCUGUGAAGCUGCUGCCCCGCGCCCGGGGCUCCCUGUGGCGCUCGGGGCGGCGCAGGGCUCCGGGUGCGGGUAAAGAAGACCGAAGGGCGGCCGCAGCCCUCCCAGGGAGCCGGCUUAUAGCUCGCGUGGGAGACCAGAAGAGCCGGGCGUCGCACUGACCUGCGUGCCCUGGCUUCCUGGGGGAGCGGCGUCGGAGAGGUUCUACUCUCUGCUUGCUGUUCUUCUUGUCACCCUGGGGUGCAGCUGCUGGGUCACCUUGUUCCCGAUAUGGAAACCGAGGCUUGGUGGAUUUUUGAGGUUAUUACCACAAUUUGAGAUUCAACAUUAAGGAAAAUGGGAGCCAUUAGGCAAAUGUGACCUGUGUUUUCAAGAUACCAGCUAAUAAUACUGCAAGGGAAGCAAAAACAAUAUGGAUGGCUUAAUUGAACAGAAUAGUGUACUAAUGCACAGUAAAAUUAGUGAAGCUGGAAAAAGGAAUGGCUUAAUUAACACCAGAAACUUAAUGGCAGAGAACAGAGAUGGCCUGGUAUCUGUUUAUCCAACACCCCAGUAUCAGACUCACAUAGUGGGGAAUAUCUCAUCUCAGAGCUGCCUAGAAAACAGCAGAAAUGACCCAGUGCAGCAGUUACUGGAUCCCAAUACACUUCAACAGACUGUGGAGUCUCAUUAUCGUCCCAAUAUUAUUCUGUAUUCGGAGAAUGUACUACGCUCCUGGGGGGAGAGUGGGAGCUCAGACUGCUGUGAGACCACCUUUAUCGAGGACCGCUCACCUACCAAAGAUAGUCUGGAGUAUCCUGAUGGGAAAUUCAUUGAUCUUUCUUCAGAUGACAUCAAAAUUCAUACCCUGUCCUAUGAUGUGGAAGAAGAAGAGGAGUUCCAGGAGCUAGAGAGUGACUAUUCAAGCGACACAGAGAGUGAGGACAACUUUCUGAUGAUGCCACCACGAGAUCAUCUGGGCCUCAGUGUGUUCUCCAUGCUCUGCUGCUUCUGGCCUUUGGGCAUUGCUGCCUUUUAUCUGUCCCAUGAGACUAACAAAGCUGUGGCCAAGGGAGACUUCCACCAAGCCAGCACCAGUUCUCGGCGGGCACUGUUCCUGGCUGUACUCUCCAUUACCAUUGGAACUGGCCUCUAUGUGGGAGUGGCUGUGGCACUGAUUGCCUAUCUCUCCAAGAACAAUCACUUGUGAGCCCCUGGCCAAGGGAGUAAGAAGGUGGAUAAAGAGAAACCAGAGCCAAUGGCGAGAAGAUGAACCCUGGUAUGGGGGACCAGGAAGACAAAUCCAUGUGAUAUUGUACAUUAGGCAUCCCAAAUGACUCCAUGGAGCCCUCAAUUUUUGUAUCUGCAUUUUCUUUUCUUUUUGGCCUUUUUAAGGUCUCUUUUGCACCACUGUGCUAAGCAGCAAAUAGGAGAACUGAAUAUCUUUAGAAAGAAGACUCCAGUGAAGAUCCCAAACUGUGAGGCACCUCUGAUUGGUUUCUGUAAGGCUACUUAACCCUGUGUCUAUAUGGCCCUCUUAAGAAGCACUGCAGACAGUGAUAACAAUAAGCAAAUAGAAGAAGGUCUUUAUUUUUAUGGACUCUAGGGCUCCAGAGACAGAGAGUGCAAGGGAUACACCAUGAUUUCAUAUUGGCACUGCUUGAUCCCUCUUGCACACCUUUAGUACCCCCCAUACUAUCACCAGAAGAAAAUAACGGACAAAAUUAUUUCCCUGUAUUCUUAAGCUGGAUGUAAGGGGCAAACCACCUCCCCAGGACCUGUUCCCAGCUGACACUCCCAUGAGCCAGGCCAGUCCCAGAAUGCAGGACUAGAAUAGCAUGGAAUCUGUCUUCAUCCCCACCACUGCUUCUUCUCCCUGGUGACGACAAAAUGAGGCCAUAAUGGGCCCUCUCUGGGAGUUUUCAAGUCAGUGAGAGACAAGGUGCUUCUGUGAAAAGAAUAAAAUGACAAAGAAAGGACCAAACCCAAAUAGGAAAGAGGAAAAAGACAGCAGUAGCCCUCCUCUGGACUUCUCCCUGUGCACAGCUGAGCCGAACACUAGCAUCGUAACCUCAUGGCAACAGAGCUUAGCAACCCCAAGACUGGAGAUUCAGCCUCGGAAUGAAGAAAUAUUGGGACUUUUCUUUUCUUUGCUUUGUUGUCACUCACCUCAAUGAUAAGCAAUGUACCUAGCUAUCUUGUGAAGGAGUUGAACGCAAUCCUUACUUUGUUGACUAAAUGAAUAGCUUAUUUUCUCUUCAUAUUUUUUUUAAAAGUAGAAACCAUUGCUUCGUGUUGCUCAGUUUAUCAGAUGAAUGCUGAGAAAGUAACAAUCACAGCCAUUUUAAUACUGUUUCAUGUCUAUUUUCCCAGUGCUAUUUAUUUAACAAAAAAAAAUAUCUUUUAGGAUCGU